UGAAAACAAUAAACUAUAGAGCCUUUUCCAAUUCCUUUAAACUCUUUUCUCUUAUUUCUCUUAUAAACUGAUUAAUAACUAAGUUUUUCAAUGAAUAAUUUAACGAACAAAAAGAACCCUUCAUCAUGCUGACAAGUAAUAAGCAACGAUUCUUGGAGACAUUCAUCCCUUCCGUUUACGAAGGCUUAAGCAUUCAAGACUACAAAAAAAUUAAUCGCUCUUUUAUCUAUGCGUAUUUAGGAAAACAGCGUUAGAAUUCUGCAGUUCCUUCGAACAUGGCUUCAAAGGAUUGCUACCUCGUGGAGGGAACUCUUAGGAUACUGCUUUAAGUCUUUGUUUUUCCCAUUAUGGAAAAAUCUCUUAGACCAUUCUUGUCUUCGUUUCAAAUUAGUUUUGAUUCUCAACAGAAUAUGCUAUCAAAAGUCAAAUUUGGGUCCAUCGAAUGGAAACGACAGUAGGCACCUUUUUUCUACUAGUAGUAUAUUUCUAUUUUCUCUAACUGUUUUUAUUUUAUCUUUUUCUCACUUCAUUUCCAAUCAUUUCUGUCUUUGUUUUUUUGUUUACAAGGUAAAUACUCAAUGACGCGGUUUGUAACUCCCCGGAAAGGCACACACUCUAUUUAUUAGGGUUUAAAGUCAUAACUAUCCAUCUACCAACCACACCACCCUUCAGUCAACAAGCAGUAUUCCUACCAUAUAAUGAGUCAAGAACAAACUUUUCUUGCUAUUAAGCCUGAUGCUGUCCAACGUGGACUUAUUGGUCCUAUCAUUACCAGGUUUGAACGUCGAGGCUACAAGCUUCGCGCUAUAAAGUUAAUCGUUCCUGAUCGCAGUCUCCUUGAGAAACAUUAUGAUGAACACAAAGGAAAGCCGUUCUUUGAAAAGCUUGUCGGAUUUAUGGGUUCCGGUCCUGUUUGCGCCAUGGUCUGGGAAGGAAAGGAUGUAGUGAAGACGGGCCGUGCUAUGCUUGGAGCUACAAAUCCUUUGAAUUCCGCCCCUGGUACUAUUCGCGGUGAUUAUGGUAUUGAUCUUGGAAGAAACGUUUGUCACGGUUCAGACUCGGUUGAUAGUGCCAAGUACGAAAUCAACUUGUGGUUCCAACCUACCGAGAUUCAGCAAUAUGAUCGUGCUAUCGAAGGUUGGAUUUACGAAUAGAUAGAAUGAUUCUGACUUUCUCUUUUACCAUGUCGUUCAUUUUAUUUCUUACGAUUCAUUUACGAAGCCACGCAGCGUAUAUUAUGAAUACACCAGAUAUUGAUGACUUGAAUCCUCAAUAAGAUCAUUAAAAUUCUUAUGCAAAUAUGUAGUUUAAGCCCCGCUCUUUGUAGAUUGGCCUGUUUUUUUUAAACUUCAGGGACGAUCAAU
Molecule: messenger RNA, 1364 nt
Organism: Schizosaccharomyces cryophilus OY26
Lineage: Eukaryota; Fungi; Ascomycota; Schizosaccharomycetes; Schizosaccharomycetales; Schizosaccharomycetaceae
Product: nucleoside diphosphate kinase Ndk1
Exons: 1
Coding region: 699-1154 (151 amino acids)
Biological process (GO): UTP biosynthetic process; GTP biosynthetic process; CTP biosynthetic process
Molecular function (GO): nucleoside diphosphate kinase activity
Source: RefSeq, a predicted model, not a curated record